Molecule: messenger RNA, 2364 nt
Organism: Neoarthrinium moseri
Lineage: Eukaryota; Fungi; Ascomycota; Sordariomycetes; Amphisphaeriales; Apiosporaceae
Exons: 3
Coding region: 1-2364 (787 amino acids)
Biological process (GO): transmembrane transport
Cellular component (GO): membrane
Molecular function (GO): sulfate transmembrane transporter activity
Source: RefSeq, a predicted model, not a curated record
AUGUCGCCCCGGCCAUCACCGCCGUCGCGGACCAACUCGCGGCAGGCUGCCGACCACGCCCCGACAACACCAAGUGCCCUGCGCCAGGCCCAUACUCUCUCGUCGUCCUCGCUCUCCAACGACGGCCGCUCCGAUCACAGCGCCGACCCGGCGGACGGCAGUCGGCCAACCACCCAAGCUGGCCCCAGCACGCUUCCAGAAACGUCGGACGACUUCUCCGAGACCACCUCUCUGCUCCAUCACGAGCGAGCACACCCCGGCCCCUGCGACCAUGGCACCUUCUCCCCGCGCCCGAUGAGCCCGACUCCCAGCAGCCCUAGGGAAUCUGACCUUGACGUCGGGUCUCUGCUGGGCUCCGAGGCGUCCAUCGAGCGGCAAUUGAAGGGCAAUUGGAGGAAGACUCUGUCCUCCAAGAUGAAGACCAAGACCAUGACCAAUUCGAGCGCGCUCGCGGAACAGCAUGGUUUCAAGGACUCCCGUAUGAUGUACCUGUCAUACUAUGUCCCGUGCUUGAUUUGGAUGCGACAGUACAGCUGGUCCUGGCUGAAGGGCGACCUCACAGCCGCCAUCACCUUGGCAUCCAUGUACCUGCCCAUGGCCCUCUCUUACGCCGAUAGCUUGGCCCACGUCCCCCCAAUCAACGGCCUGUAUGCAUUCGUCUUCAACCCAUUCAUAUACGGCAUUCUAGGAAGCUGCCCACAGAUGGUGGUUGGCCCUGAGGCUGCCGGCUCGCUGUUGGUCGGAUCCAUAGUGAAGAGCAGCAUUGAUUCUGGUCAUGGUAACGACGAUAAUGCCGUCAUGCAUGCCCAGAUCGCCGGCGUUGCUGUUGGGAUGGCCGGGGCCACUGUUUUCAUCAUGGGCUUAUUCCGCCUCGGCUUCCUAGACAGUGUGCUCAGCAGACCCUUUUUGCGUGGUUUCAUCUCGGCUAUCGGCGUCGUCAUCUUUAUCGAUCAGUUGAUUCCCGUCCUUGGCCUAUCUCCCAUUGCAGCGAGCGAACCUGGCGUUGGACAUGGAAGCUCUGUCAAGAAGCUCGAGUUUUUGUUCACUCGACUUGCAGAUCUUCACAAGUUGUCCGCGAUCGUAGGAGUUGUAAGCUUUUUUGUCAUCAUGGUUCUCCGAGAAGUGAAACGACGCCUGCAGCCUAGAUAUCCAGGUGUUGCAUACGCGCCAGACCGGCUAUUUGUUGUGGUGCUAUCUGCGCUGCUCGCAUGGCAACUUCGUUGGGACGAGCAGGGCGUCCCCGUGCUAGGUGACGUUCAAACCGGAUCCAGCCAUAUCUUCGAGUUCCGCAACCCCUUUCAGAUUUCCCAUAUGAAGCACAUUCGUGAAGCUAUGGGAACCUCAUUCUUGAUCGGCAUGCUUGGGUUUUUCGAGUCGUCAGUCGCAGCCAAGAGUUUAGGCACCGGCGAGGUCAUUGAGGGCAUGCAGUUGAGUCCGAACCGGGAGCUCAUUGCCCUGGGUACAGCCAACCUUAUUGGGUCUUGCUUCAUGGCUAUCCCGGCAUUUGGUGGAUAUGGCAGAAGCAAAGUCAACAAGUCGACUGGCGGGACAAGUCCUAUGAGCUCCAUCCUACUCAGCAUCAUCACUGUGUUUUGCGUCAUAUUUCUCCUCCCUUGGUUCUACUAUAUCCCGAAACCUGUCCUGGCCGCGCUCAUAUCCGUGGUGGCAUGGUCUCUUAUCGAGGAGGCCCCGCACGAUGUGGCUUUCUUCCUUCGCAUUCGAGGCUGGACAGAACUUUCGCUGAUGGCAGUCAUCCUCCUCGUCACCGUCUUCUUCUCCUUGAACCUUGGCAUCGCCAUUGGCAUCGGACUGUCCCUUCUGCAGGUCAUACGGCACGCCACACGCCCUCGAAUUCAAAUCCUUGGUCGCAUUCCGGGCACUGAGCGGUUCGAGAAUGCCGAAGGAAACGCCGAGAGCUUGGAAUUCAUCGAGGGCUGCCUUAUCGUGAAGAUACCGGAGCCUCUGACGUUUGCGAAUACUGGUGAGCUGAAGAACCGACUAAGGAGGCUGGAACUGUAUGGCACUGGGCUGGCACACCCCGCGCUGCCGCGUUUGCGCCCCCUUAACAGCAACCGCAAUGUCAUCUUUGAUAUCCACGGCGUAACAUCUUUGGAUGGCUCGGGAACGCAAGUUCUUGAAGAAAUCGUACGAAAUUACAGAGCCAGGGGAGUGAGGGUCUUUUUCAGCCGUGCCCCUGGAAAAAAUAGCCAUAUUUGGAAGCUCCUAGAGAGAAGCGGUAUCGUGGAGCUUGUUGGCGGUGAAAAUCACUUCGUGCGGGACGUCAAGGACGCUCUACGGAUGACCGAGGUUGAGGACCUCGAGGAAACUGGCGCUUGUGCUAUUGCGAGUGACGAUUUGUCGUGA